AUGAUAAAAACAUCUCAAUUGAUCAAUUUUAUUUCAAAAAGGGGAAUAUGUCUCACAACACCACGAGAAGGCAAAAGAAACUUUCGCAAGUUUGUAAUAGCUAACAAAAGAGGUUCAAGAUUGCACAAACAGCAACAAAUGUCUGCUAAUCCAGAGCUAGAGGUAGAUAAACGUGGAGUUCGUGAUGUAGGAUACUAUUUAAAUGGUCGAUUCGUCAAAGUUCCUGAGAUGGUUCCAGAAAUCAUAGUACCUGACUUAAAAGAUUUUAAUUUAAAGCCUUAUGUUUCUUACAAAGCUGAAGACGUUAUUCAAAGUGAAUUCACACCGAAACAGCUCUUUGAUGCAAUUUAUAGCAAAAAAAUUGUCACUGAUUACAAACAAGGAAAGUUAGAUGCAGAUGGUCAACCACUUGAACCAUCUGAAGAAGAAAAGUUACAACCUGAGGAAGCUAUUUCAAGAGCAAAACGAACCGGUUCCGAUAUAUUUUAA
Parnassius mnemosyne (clouded apollo) is the source of this 489-nucleotide messenger RNA. NCBI's taxonomy places the organism in Eukaryota, Metazoa, Arthropoda, Insecta, Lepidoptera, Papilionidae. The record is from the annotation of a GenBank genome assembly.